AUGGCUUUCCGCAGCACGGCGGAGGAAAUGGAACGACUCCAACUCUCCGAUGAAGACACAGACGACCUCUGGGAUUCUCCCUCGAAGCGGGGCAGUAGGAAACUGAAUCGGAUACCCGUUAAAGAAGAGAGCACCACACCCCCGCCCAUAUCCUCUCACGAUGGUGAAACGCUGUUCGACCGCCAAGAAGCGCGCGAGGCAGCCUUGCGGACCGAGUUACAGAGUGUCCGGAACAUCAAUCAGGUGAUUGAAGGCCUUUUGAAUAGCCUUGAUCGGGCAAAGGGUAACAUGGAUACCGUUUCGCGUACGGUUGAUUCCGCGUCCACAUUACUCAACACUUGGACGCGUAUUCUUUCUCAGACAGAACAUAACCAGCGGUUGAUCCUCAAUCCAAACUGGCAAGGUGCUGUUCAAGAUGUCGCCGACUUGGAGAAUGAAGAGCGCCUCAAGCAGCAAGCCGCGGAAAGACGGGAACGAGAGUUGCAGGAACAGAGGGAGGCAGCAGCUCGGAGAGCCGAGGAAGAAGAGAAGAGAAGAACGCAAGCCGCUGCUCGAGGCACACGUGGCAGGGAUGAAUCGCCCGAGGUCGAGCGGGCAAUGUCGCCUGCCCUCGGCGAUGCCAAUCGCGUGAAAUCGCCCAUUAUCAGAUCUCCUGUCGGCUCUCCUCCGGUUCCAGGUCUCGUACCUAACGCGCUUCCGUCACCGACUCACUUUGUCGGUGGAGUUCAACCAGGAGCAACUGGGUUCGGAAACAGUGGCUAUGGCGGAGAUGUUGAAAGGGGGAGAUGGAACAUGGGAGCUUUCGAUACGAGUCUACCCAUCCGUAUGGAUUUUGAAGCUAUGCUGGCAUAUCUGCUUCUGCCUCCAGCGGGUGGUGUUUUCCUUCUGCUAGUAGAACACAAAAGCGAUUAUGUACGCUUUCAUGCAUGGCAGUCAAAUAAUCCAUCUCCUAUUCGCUUGGUCAAGCUUUUUGUCAUGGACUCUGCUCCUAUGCGACUUGGCCAUGAUCGGCUUCUUGAGCAUGCGUGCUUAUCGCGACGGACUAACCAAGUCGCAGUUGACACACUUGAUCACUACGAGGUGCCCAUAUUUGGCCGCCUGGCAAACUCCUUUGUUGACGACGAAUAA
This is a messenger RNA of Aspergillus bombycis, 1128 nucleotides long. RefSeq lists its product as uncharacterized. The transcript is spliced from 6 exons. Gene Ontology annotation, biological process: mitotic cell cycle. The coding region runs from base 1 to 1128 and encodes 375 amino acids. Gene Ontology annotation, cellular component: mitotic spindle; DASH complex. The record is from RefSeq and is a predicted model, not a curated record. NCBI's taxonomy places the organism in Eukaryota, Fungi, Ascomycota, Eurotiomycetes, Eurotiales, Aspergillaceae.